AAAAUACGAACGAAUAGAAUAAAAUAAAAUAAAAUAGUAAAAAGGAACUUGGGUGGUCACGUAUUUGCUGUAUAAAGAGGUGUAAAGUAGCAUCCCUCCUUAAAUUAUAUCCUCAAAACCCAAACUUGCUCACUCCUUCACACACACACACUGCUCCCAAGUCCUCUCACUUCUUCUUCUUCCAUCGGACACCGUUGCUUAACGGUUUUCCAUUUUUUCUUUCUUGUUUCUAUUUUUGUCCCAUCAAGAUGAUCUCAUGGCACGACCUCUAUACGGUCCUCACCGCCGUGAUUCCUCUCUACGUCGCGAUGAUCCUCGCCUACGGCUCUGUCCGGUGGUGGAAGAUCUUCUCACCCGACCAAUGCUCCGGAAUCAACCGCUUCGUCGCCAUCUUCGCCGUCCCUCUCCUUUCUUUUCACUUCAUCUCCACAAACAAUCCUUACGCCAUGAAUCUCCGGUUCAUCGCCGCCGACACUCUCCAAAAAAUCAUCAUGUUGUCCCUUUUAGUCCUCUGGGCUAAUCUCACCCGUUCCGGUAGCCUUGAGUGGAGCAUCACAAUCUUUUCCCUCUCCACACUUCCCAACACUCUUGUUAUGGGGAUUCCUCUCUUGAUCGCCAUGUACGGCGAAUACUCUGGUUCCCUCAUGGUUCAAAUCGUUGUCCUCCAGUGUAUCAUCUGGUAUACGCUUCUCCUUUUUCUCUUCGAGUUUCGAGGCGCCAAGAUGCUUAUCAUGGAGCAGUUCCCUGAAACAGCUGCCUCCAUCGUUUCUUUCAAAGUUGAAUCCGACGUCGUUUCGCUUGACGGCCACGAUUUUCUUGAGACCGAUGCAGAGAUUGGUGACGACGGGAAGCUUCACGUCACCGUGAGAAAGUCCAACGCUUCACGUCGUUCGUUCUGCGGCCCUAACAUGACACCACGACCGUCAAAUCUCACCGGAGCUGAGAUUUAUAGUCUCAGUACCACUCCAAGAGGCUCUAAUUUCAACCACUCUGAUUUUUACUCGAUGAUGGGUUUCCCCGGCGGCCGUCUCUCCAAUUUCGGUCCGGCCGAUAUGUACUCCGUCCAAUCUUCAAGGGGCCCCACUCCUCGACCUUCAAACUUCGAGGAGAAUUGCGCCAUGGCUUCCUCCCCGAGAUUUGGAUAUUACCCUGGAGGAGGAGCCGGGUCUUAUCCGGCUCCCAAUCCAGAGUUCUCCUCAACCACCACAUCCACCGCCAAUAAAGGCGUCAAUAAAAACCUGAAAGACGUCACUACGAAUCAGCAAACGACUCUUCCAACGGGCGGCAAGUCAAACAGCCAUGACGCCAAGGAGCUUCACAUGUUUGUCUGGAGCUCCAACGGGUCACCUGUUUCAGACCGGGCGGGUCUUAACGUUUUCGGCGGAGCACCCGACAACGAACAAGGCGGAAGAUCCGAUCAAGGUGCCAAAGAGAUCCGUAUGUUAGUCCCUGAUCAAUCUCACAACGGCGAGAGCAAAGCUCUAGCUCAUCCAGCGAGUGGAGAUUUUGGAGGUGAACAACAAUUUAGUUUCGCCGGAAAAGAAGAAGAAGGAGAGAGACCAAAAGACGCCGAGAAUGGACUCAACAAACUCGCUCCGAAUUCCACGGCAUUACAAUCAAAGACAGGUCUUGGAGGAGCCGCCGGAGGCGAAGCAAGUCAACGAAAAAAUAUGCCGCCGGCUAGCGUGAUGACAAGGCUGAUACUGAUAAUGGUGUGGAGGAAACUCAUCAGAAACCCAAACACUUACUCUAGUCUCAUUGGACUUAUUUGGGCUCUCGUCGCUUUCCGGUGGCACGUAGCAAUGCCCAAAAUCAUUCAACAAUCUAUCUCCAUUCUAUCUGAUGCUGGUCUUGGAAUGGCAAUGUUUAGUUUGGGGUUGUUCAUGGCGUUGCAACCCAAAUUAAUCGCUUGUGGGAACUCAGUGGCAACGUUUGCGAUGGCGGUUAGGUUCCUUACGGGUCCUGCCGUGAUGGCGGUUGCUGCUAUAGCCAUCGGAUUACGUGGUGAUUUACUGCGUGUCGCUAUAGUUCAGGCUGCAUUACCUCAAGGAAUUGUGCCCUUUGUGUUUGCAAAGGAGUACAAUGUUCAUCCUGCUAUUUUAAGUACAGGGGUAAUAUUCGGAAUGCUUAUAGCGCUUCCGAUCACGCUGGUUUACUACAUUCUACUCGGGUUAUAAGCUUUCGAUUAUGAAAUUUCCGAAAAGGGAUCAAAUGUAGAGGAAGAAGGAAGAAAGAGAGACACAAGAGUGGCUCAUGGAACAAACUAAAAGCUUAGAGUAUAUAAGUAAAACUAGGGAGUAGCAUGAUUUAAGGAAUGAUGAUGCCUACAUUACAAGCCAAGAAACCCUUUCUUCUCCCAUAUAGAAUAUUGGGAGAUAAUUUGAGUGAGACAAUGGGACGCAGAUAAGGAGGAGCAAAACAUGGGGCAACGAGACAAAGAAAAGAUAAAUAAAAGAUUGGAAGAUGAAGACAAUUUAUUAUUUUUGUAACUUUUAUUUUUUACAGAGUCUUUUUUUACUUGUGUUCUUUGAUUAGGUUCAGGUAACUCUUAGUUGAUUACUGUGUAGAUUUUUUCUAGCGAAGAAAAGUGUGGUUUUGAUUUUGAAUCUUCCCUCCUUCCAGUUUCACAUGAGCAAAUAACGCUUUAGAAAUAAACAGUUUCUAUUAUUUUUCUUAA
This is a messenger RNA of Arabidopsis lyrata subsp. lyrata, 2677 nucleotides long. RefSeq names its product auxin efflux carrier component 3. The coding region runs from base 249 to 2177 and encodes 642 amino acids. The transcript is spliced from 6 exons. Gene Ontology annotation, cellular component: endoplasmic reticulum; plasma membrane. Gene Ontology annotation, molecular function: auxin efflux transmembrane transporter activity. Gene Ontology annotation, biological process: auxin polar transport; auxin export across the plasma membrane. NCBI's taxonomy places the organism in Eukaryota, Viridiplantae, Streptophyta, Magnoliopsida, Brassicales, Brassicaceae. The record is from RefSeq and is a predicted model, not a curated record.